UGCAGAAGAAAUCAGCAGCUCACAAUAACCCCCAACUAGUAGUGGAUAGGUCCACCAAGCUACCUGAUGAUCUGCUGCUCAACAUCCUUGACCGUCUCAACACCCCCGAUGCUGUCAGAACCUGCCUCCUUUCCAAGAGGACGAUCCACCUCCGCCACAUGCUCUCGCGAUUCCAAAUUAGCGUUGAUUCCUUCGUGCCCGACUGCGGUUAUGCCACCUUGAAGGAUACAAUCCCGAUGAACGCUGCUGUCGCCGAUGCAACAGACAACAUUCUCAAUUUCAGAAGACAGGAUAUCCCCCUUCGCCAUCUCAGCGUUUGUUUCUACUUGAAAUACUAUGAUUGUCUCACCAUUGGCAAAGCUGUCGCCCGAGCCAUGGCCACCAACAACCUCCUCGACAGCGUCGAGUUCAUUAUUCUGCCAGAGAAGAAGCCGGAACAUUACUCUACUUAUGAUCUCCGCCACAAUGGGAAGCAACUCAUGAGAUUUUUCGGUGCCUGUACCGAUGCAUUCGCUGGCCUUACGCGUCUCUACCUACGCAACUUGAAGCUUGGUGAAACUGACAUUCCGAAUAUCAUCGCCACAUGCAAACUGUUAGAGUAUCUCCGUUUGUCAUUCUGUGAAACAGAGGAUAGCGUGUUGCAGCUACAGGUGGAGCACCCACGACUUGUUGAGCUUGAUAUCUAUCAUGCAAGUUUAGAAUUAGUCGAGCUCAACUACUUACCAAACCUCAAACAUCUGGAUUUUAGUUUGUGGGUCUGUCCCCAUGAACCUUUGUCUUUUGGCAAUGUCCCGCUGCUUUCAAGCCUAAGCCUCACUAAUGUAGCCAUGAGAUAUCAGGAGGUUAUCAGGUUAAGUCACUUCCUUGCUAAUGUCCCCAACAUAAGCGACCUGUACCUCAACUUCGGAAGUGAAAAGAUUUGGGUUCAGCCAGAGUGCCCGAAACUGUUGGCGCCUGUUCUUCGGAAUCUGCAAGUUCUGAAUCUGGAUGAACUCCCAGAAGAAUGUGAUAUUUCUUGGACAUGCUUCUUUCUCGAGGCAGCACCCUCCCUGAAGGAGAUGCGCGUCACGGUUUGGGACCAUUGGUGUGGGAUGCAGACCGACAAGGUGGAACGGGAAGAACAGGGUUACUCUGAAAAAGCAAACGUGGAGUGGGAGUCAUCUGCACCUGAUGGUUUCAGGCAUUACAACCUGACUAAACUCACAAUCUAUGGUUUCCAACCAAAUGACAACUUCCUUGGAUACAUCAGGCACAUCAUGGAAGCUGCUGUUAACCUAGAGGAUGUAUCCCUGUACGACAGGAAGUUGCUCGAGUGCUGCGAAGACUUGGAUCCCAAGAUCAAGGUUGCUCCGUCAUGGUAUCCGCAGACCAUCGAGGAGCAGGAGCUGCUGAGGAAGCAAAUUACAGAGGGAUUGGUGAUGGUGUCGCCUCAUGUAAUUCACUUCCGGUCUUAAUUUUACUCGGUGCAAAGCAAAACUGUGAUUCGCUGUGUGGUAAUAAUAUAUGCUGAAUGUUCUGAAUAUUUCGGUUCCUUUUCUUCUUUGUGAUGUAAUACUCUAGUUUCAAACGCUUCAAGGCAUGCUGACUGUUACGAAAAUGCUGGUUCCUUUUUUUUAUGUGAUUAACCAUGUUUUAAUCUCUUGUUUCAUCUCCAACUGGAACUUUUAGUUCCAGAUUAUAAGCCUGGACAUAUAUUUAUGCAAUCUGAAUAUUCUGCUCUCAAACGUCAACUUCUCUUCUGCACUGCAAUUUUGCUUCAAAACACGCGCCUAGUCAUCUAAGCUGUUGAAAAUCUAUUCUGUUGAGACGGGCAGAUUUUUUUCUCACUGGCAAACUUUGGUCAAUAUGACCAUUAGCCUCUUGUCAAUGCCGUAUUUACACGCUGAAAGACAAAAGCACUUACAUGCCUAGCAGUAAAUAGAUGGACACAUAUAAUUACCACAAAUGAAAAUCAUCGUUUAUCAACAUCGACAUACAAUAUGUCCGUUUGUGAACACCAGAGUCAUACACAAAAGGAGCUACAUGAAUUCAUCGUGUCUUUAUUUUGUUGUAGUUCAUCUGCCCGAUCGUCCCUCUCAUUAUUCACACAAAAAUGGAGUUUACAAUAAUAGGCAUAAAUUGAGCAGUUUCAAAGGGUAAA
Oryza sativa Japonica Group (Japanese rice) is the source of this 2140-nucleotide messenger RNA. RefSeq lists its product as uncharacterized. Gene Ontology annotation, molecular function: protein binding. The record is from RefSeq and is a predicted model, not a curated record. Lineage: Eukaryota; Viridiplantae; Streptophyta; Magnoliopsida; Poales; Poaceae.